CAGCGGCUCCGCCCGGCCCCGCCGCGCCCGCCGGCAGGGAGGGAGGGCGGCAGCACCCGCGGCUCCGAGCGGUCGGCGCGGACCAUGUCGCCAUGUCGGAAGUGAGGAAGUUCACCAAGCGGCUCAGUAAGCCGGGCACGGCGGCCGAGCUGCGGCAGAGCGUCUCGGAGGCGGUGCGGAGCUCCUUCGUCCUGGAAAAAACUAAAGUGGUGGAACCCCUGGACUAUGAGAACGUGAUCCUUCAACGCAAAGUUCAGAUCUACAGUGAUCCCCUCCGGGACCUGCUGAUAUUUCCCAUCGAAGACGUAUCUAUCUCUGUCAUCAGUCGGCAGAGAAGGACUGUCCAGUCUACAGUGCCAGAAGACGCUCUAAAGAAAGCUCAGAGUCUCUUUGUCAAAGAGUGCAUUAAAACCUACAGCUCAGACUGGCACGUGGUAAACUACAAGUAUGAGGAAUACUCAGGAGACUUUCGAAUGUUGCCAUGCAAAUCCUUUAGGCCAGACAAGAUUCCAAGCCAUGUGUUUGAAAUUGAUGAAGACUUUGAAAAGGAUGAGGAUUCCUCGUCCCUGUGCUCCCAGAAGGGUGGUGUGAUAAAGCAAGGCUGGCUGCACAAAGCAAAUGUAAAUAGCACAAUCACUGUUACCAUGAAGGUAUUCAAGAGGAGAUAUUUCUACUUGUCACAACUCACAGAUGGUUCCUAUAUUCUUAAUUCCUACAAAGACGAGAAAAUUUCAAAAGAAUCCAAAGGCUGUAUUUUCUUGGAUGCUUGCAAUGACGUUGUUCAGUGUCCUAAAAUGCGCCGUUAUGCGUUCGAACUGAAGACAAUAGAUAAGUACAGCCACUACCUGGCAGCUGAGACUGAGCAGGAGAUGGAAGAGUGGCUGGUAACCCUGAGAAAGAUCAUUCAGAGCAAUACUGAGAGUUUGAUGCAAGAGAAGAAAGAUACUGUGGAAUCUGUGCAAGAUGAUGAAUCAAGCACGCAGGGAAAAUCAGACAACAUCCUGGAGAGCCUGGAGAGAAGCAUGCAUCCGGAGCUCAUGAAGUAUGGAAGAGAAACAGAUCAGCUGAACAAACUGAGCAGAAAUGAAGGAAGACAAAACCUCUUUUCUUUUGACCCAGAAGUCCAGAGGCUAGACUUCUCAGGGCUCGAGCCUGACGUGAAGCCCUUUGAGGAAAAGUGCAGCAGGCGCUUCGUGGUGUGCUGCCAGGACUUGUCCCUCAACCUCCUCGCUCAGCUCAGCGACAGAUCGGAAGAAGGACCCACCAAUGUUGAGCCCUUUUUCCUAAGCUUGGCAUUAUUUGACCUGAAGAAUAAUUGCAAGAUUUCAGCUGACUUCCAUGUGGACUUGAACCCACCAUCUGUCCGUGACAUGCUGCUGGAUAACUCCCCAUCAGGAGCAGAGAACACCAAGGGACGUUCGCUGGGCGAGAGCUUUGUGCAUGGAGUCCCCGAGUCUCGCCUGCGCUACAUUAAACGGGGUGUUUUCUCUGUGACUGACCCACACGUGGAGAUCUUCCUGGUGGCCCGUGUAGAGAAGGUGCUGCAGGGCAGCAUUACACACUGUGCAGAACCGUAUAUGAAAAACUCGGACCCGGGGAAGACUGCUCAGAAGGUCCAUAAGGUGGCCAAGCAGGUGUGCAGCCGUCUGGGGCAGUACAGGAUGCCCUUUGGCUGGGCUGCCAGACCAGUGUUCAAAGACUCCCAGGGCACUCUCGAUGCUGAAGGAAAAUUCUCACCUCUGUACAAGCAAGACAGCAGCAAAAUCUCAAAUGAAGAUAUGCUGAAGCUUUUAGCAGAGUAUAAGAAACCAGAGAAGACAAAACUACAGGUCAUUCCAGCCCAGUUAAAUAUUGUCAUCAAAGACAUCCCACUGGACUUCACAAAUUGUGUCACAGCUUCUUACAUUCCUAUAAAGCCCUUUGAGAAGAGCUGUGAGGACAUUGCAGUUGAAGUGGAGGAACUUGUCCCAGAAGUUGCAAAAUACUGUUAUCCGUUCACUGUCUACAAAAACCACCUCUAUGUUUACCCCUUGCAUUUGAAGUAUGAGAACCAGAAGGUGUUCGCAAAGGCAAGGAAUAUUGCUGUCUGUGUGGAGUUCAGGGAUUCAGAUGAAGCUGAUGCCAGGCCGUUAAAGUGUAUAUAUGGCAAACCCGGAGGCCAUCUCCUGACCACAAAUGCAUAUGCUGCUGUGCUGCAUCACAACCAGAGUCCGGAGUUCUAUGAUGAGAUUAAAAUUGAGCUUCCAAUUCACCUCCAUCAAAAGCAUCAUUUGCUUUUCACCUUCUAUCAUGUCAGCUGUGAAAUUAAUGCAAAGGCAACAUCGAAAAAACAAGACACCAUUGAAACUCAAGUGGGAUACGCCUGGGUCCCCUUGCUAAAAGACGGACGGAUUGUCACCCUGGAGCGGCAUCUGCCCGUUUCAUCCAACCUUCCACCUGGCUACUUGGGUAUUGGGGACACAGAGUCACGAAGGCAGCCCAGUGUGGAUGCAAAAUGGGUGGAUGGAGCAAAGCCACUGUUUAAGGUCAGAAUCCAUUUGGAUUCGACCAUUUACACCCAGGACAUGCACUUGCACAAAUUCUUCCAGUACUGCCAGCUGGUUCAGGGGGGAGCUAAGGAAGUCCCAGGAGAGCUCAUUAAAUACCUAAAGUGUUUGCACGCCAUGGAGAUCCAAGUAAUGAUUCAGUUUCUACCUGUAAUUCUUAUGCAACUAUUUAGAGUCCUUACAAAUGUGACCCAGGAAGAUGAAGUAGCUGUCAACUGUACCAUGGUUCUUCUGCACAUCGUGUCCAAGUGCCAUGAAGAAGGUCUAGACCACUACUUGCGCUCCUUCAUAAAGUACGUCUUUCGAGCUGAGAAACCCAGCGUCACACAGGCGAAGAUGACCCAUGAAAUCCUGGUCCUUUCCAUGGCCACCAUCCUGAAGCAGUCAGCAGAUUUUCUAGCCAUCAAUAAGCUACUCAAGUACUCGUGGUUUUUCUUUGAAGCACUGGCAAAGUCAAUGGCAAUGUACUUACUGGAAGAAAACAAAAUCAAGCUGCCCAGAGGCCAGCGGUUCCCCGACUCCUACCAGCACGCCCUGCAUUCCUUGCUGCUCGCCAUCAUUCCUCAUGUGACCAUUCGCUAUAAUGAAAUCCCCGAAGAGUCCAGGAAUGUCAACUUUAGCUUGGCCAACUUCCUGAAGCGUUGUUUGACCUUUAUGGACAGAGGAUUUGUUUUUAACUUGAUAAAUGAUUACAUUUCGGGAUUCAGCCCAAAAGACCCUAAGCUGCUGGUUGAAUACAAGUUUGAAUUUCUUCAAACCAUUUGCAAUCACGAGCACUACAUUCCUCUGAACUUACCAAUGACCUUUUCUAAACCCAAGCUGCAAAGAGUUCAAGAUUUUUUUUCAUUUGCUGUGGAACGGUUCACUUCAGUAGAUGUAAAUCUUGAAUACAGCUUAACUGAUGACUAUUGCAAGCAUCAUUUCCUGGUGGGGAUGCUUCUCAGAGAAGCCUCUGUUGCCUUGCAGGACAACUAUGAUAUCAGAUAUACAGCCAUCUCAGUCUUAAAAAAUCUCCUGAUAAAGCAUGCCUUCGACAACAGAUACCAGCACAAGAACCAGCAGGCAAAAAUAGCCCAGCUGUACCUGCCGCUGUUCGGGCUGCUACUGGAGAACCUGCAGCGCGUGGCCAGCCGAGAGGCUCUCUACUCCUGCGCCGCCGCCUCCAGUCCCACAUCCAGGGAUGAAUUCAUGUGCAGUUUCGCAUCCCCAUCAAACAGAUCCAGCCUGAUUGCAGACAAAGAUCCAGCCAGUGGAGCAGCACUUCCAAAUGGCCAUGCAAUAAAGCGAGAGGACUCGAAAGGAUCCCUGAACUCAGAGGGGGUGACCAGUUCUCCAGAUCAGAGUGAAAAUAUCCGCAGAAGCUCCACGAGAAGCAGUGUGUCACACUGCAGCCGCCUGGACCAGUUUGAGAUCCGAACACUCCUGAUGUGCUACCUCUACAUUGUGAAGAUGAUUUCUGAAGAUACUCUUUUAGCUUACUGGAACAAAUUCUCACCCCAGGAGCUGAUCAAUGUCCUUGUGCUUUUGGAGGUGUGUUUAUUUCACUUCAGAUAUGUGGGGAAGAGAAAUAUUGCCAGCUCCUGCAUGAGACCCCCAGGCCCACGCGCUCCCGGUUGCAGGUUGGCAGUGUCCCCCCCAGCCAGCUGCAGGGUGCAUGAUGCCUGGUUAUCCAAGCACACGGGAACCGAUAGGAAAUCCCAGACGAUGCCAGCUCUCCGCAGCAGAGCUGGGGGGAUGCAGGUGCGGCUCCAGCAUCUGGGCAGCUUGGAGACCUCCUUCACACUCAACCACAAUGCAGGCACCUCAGAAGCAGAUAUUGUGCACCAGGCGUUACUGGAGGGCAAUAUUGCCACCGAAGUGUGCCUGACAGUCCUGGACACCAUCUCUUUUUUCACUCAGAGUUUCAAGACCCAGCUUUUAAGCAACGAUGGCCACAAUCCGCUCAUGAAAAAGGUUUUUGAUAUUCAUUUGGCUUUUCUCAAAAAUGGACAAUCAGAAGCCGCUCUUAAGCAUGUGUUUGCCUCUCUGAGAGCUUUCAUUAGUAAGUUUCCUUCAGCAUUUUUCAAGGGAAGGGUGAACAUGUGCGCUGCCCUCUGCUACGAGAUCCUGAAGUGCUGCACUUCCAAGGUGUCCUCUACAAGGAAUGAAGCCUCUGCUCUGCUCUAUCUCCUGAUGAGAAAUAACUUUGAGUUCACCAAAAGGAAAACGUUUCUGAGAACCCAUCUUCAGAUAAUAAUUGCAGUGAGCCAAUUAAUAGCAGAUGUGGCACUCAGCGGUGGGACAAGGUUUCAGGACUCCUUGCUCAUCAUUAACAACUUUGCAAACAGUGACAGGCCUAUGAAGGCAACUGCUUUUCCUUCUGAAGUCAAAGAUUUGACAAAGAGAAUCCGUACAGUGCUUAUGGCUACAGCUCAAAUGAAAGAACAUGAAAAAGAUCCAGAAAUGUUGGUAGAUCUACAAUACAGUUUGGCCAAGUCUUAUGCAAGUACCCCAGAGCUCCGGAAAACAUGGCUGGACAGUAUGGCAAAGAUACAUGUAAAAAACGGAGACUUUUCAGAGGCAGCCAUGUGUUAUGUUCAUGUAGCAGCCCUCGUUGCAGAGUUUCUGCACAGGAAAAAACUCUUCCCAAGUGGCUGCACUGCCUUUAGGAAAAUCACUCCCAACAUUGAUGAAGAAGGUGCAAUGAAAGAAGAUGGUGGGAUGAUGGAUGUACAUUACAGUGAGGAAGUCUUGGUAGAGCUGCUGGAGCAAUGUGUAGAUGGCCUAUGGAAAGCAGAACGUUACGAAACAAUUUCUGAAGUUUCAAAACUGAUCAUUCCUAUUUAUGAAAAGCGGCGUGAAUUUGAGAAACUUACUCAACUAUACAGAACGCUUCAUGGAGCGUAUGCUAAGAUACUGGAAGUAAUGCACACAAGGAAGAGACUUCUUGGAACAUUUUUCAGAGUGGCCUUUUAUGGACAAGCGUUCUUUGAAGAAGAAGAUGGGAAGGAAUACAUCUAUAAGGAGCCCAAGCUGACAGGCCUCUCAGAGAUCUCCUUCAGACUUCUUAAACUUUAUGGUGAAAAGUUUGGGUCGGAGACUGUAAAAAUUAUCCAGGAUUCUAACAAGGUCAACAUUAAAGACCUUGAUCCUAAGUAUGCCCAUAUUCAAGUGACUUAUGUGAAGCCGUAUUUCGAAGACAAAGAAAUCUCUGAAAGAAAGACUGAAUUUGAAAGAAAUCAUAACAUCAACAGAUUUGUAUUUGAAACUCCUUACACUUUAUCUGGAAAGAAGCAUGGCAGUGUGGAAGAGCAGUGUAAAAAAAGGACCAUUCUAACUACUUUGAACUCCUUUCCAUACGUAAAGAAGAGAAUUCCAGUUAAUUAUGAACAUCAGGUUAAUUUAAAACCAAUUGAUGUCGCUACUGAUGAAAUAAAAGACAAGACAGCAGAGCUGCAGAAACUCUGCUCUGCUGGUGAUGUUGACAUGAUCCAGCUGCAACUCAAAUUGCAAGGCUGUGUUUCUGUGCAGGUUAAUGCUGGUCCCUUGGCCUAUGCCAGAGCUUUCUUAAGUGACAGCCAGUCCAGCAAAUAUCCCACUAAGAAGGUGAAUGAGUUAAAAGAAAUGUUCAGGAAGUUUAUACAAGCUUGUGGAAUUGCUCUGGAGCUCAACGAGCGACUCAUUAAGGAGGAUCAAGUGGAGUACCAUGAGGGCCUAAAAUCAAACUUCCGGGACAUGGUGAAAGAGCUUUCUGACAUCAUCCACGAACAGAUCUACCACGAAGAUACAAUGCAUUCGCCAUGGAUGCACGACUCCCUACAUGUCUUCUGUGCAAUCAGCGGAACAUCUAGUGAUGGAAGUUACUGUUCACUUAGACCCACUGCUGAAAUAUAAACAUAUCAGUCAUAUUUUACAGAGCUUUCUCAGGAAUACUUGGAACUGUAAAAAGGAUGUUUAAAAGAGUCCAUGAUGAGCAAAGAUUCAAUAUGUUUUUUUUCAAAAAAGGUUGCCAUGCUUUCAAACAGGGUGCUUGCUUAUUUUGCUGAGCAACAUUGAAAGUGCCUGGACAUUGCACCACUGUGCUUGUUUUCUACUCUUUUUUUUAAGCUAAAUGUAUAACAGGAGAUGGAAAGGCAGUUAUCUAAGUGUGUAUUGAAUUGCUGAACUCUGAAUUGAAACGAUAAUGGUACUAUGUAAAGUUGUACAAUGGAAUAUAAUAAAAUGUAAAACCACUUUGUAAAUAGAAGAAGCAUAGAGUAUAUAGAAAUUAGCAUUUUAUUGUAUUUGCUGCUAAAAGCUUUGUUGGACAGGGAACAUGAAGGAGAAAUCAUAGUUGCUAGUAAGAGACCUUCGCCUUCUAAAAAGUGACCUGAGGUCCAGAUGCCCAAUUGCAUGCACACAAGGAGAAUAAACUCGCCCUGGUAUGGAAUAAGUAAAACCUAAUUCAGAAACGAUAAUUUUUGUACAGCCUCUGAACAAAUAAUUCUGAAGUAAACUCCAUGAGAGCUGAGAUUACUAUAGCUGAUUUCAAUUUUGGCUUCUCACGGCUGCAGGAGGAAGGGUUGUAGUCACAGAGGACAACCCAAGAGCUUUGGCAUUUGAUAAUGAUUUUUCUGCUUACCACUCAUGGUCUCACACAGAUAUAAACUCUGAAGACACCUUAAACUGAGUUGAGAAUUAUGAAGUGCUUCAACACCUUUUAGAAAAAAUCUAAAAAUCUGUGAGACGUGCUUUAAAAAAAUGCAGUUUGUCAAAAUAACUCAUACAAAAUUGAGGGGUUUUUUUAACCACAUAUGACGUGCAUGUUCCCUUCUGUUAAACACAUCUGUUUUCUGAAAGCCCUUUAUUUUUAUCUCUCAGGUCUUUGGAGAAAAUGUAUUUUCCCAAUUCUUUUAUUCCUUCUCCCCCUGCUGAUCUUUAAUACAGUAUCUCUCUUUUGUUUAAUAGGACAUUUGUAGAUGCAAGAAGAAGAAAACAGAUCAGUAAUUCUUUUAUCCAGCAACAUUUUUAACAUCUGUGUUUUUCAAAAUCAUGUCAAUUGUAAAUAGGGUUCCAGUAGUUCAUAUGGGAAGGGUGGGUUUUUUAAGGAUAUGUAACAAAAUGUCAUAAUAAAAGGACUCCAGCUGGGUGUUCAGCUUGGCAAUAGUGUCUAUAAAA
This is a messenger RNA of Columba livia (rock pigeon), 7682 nucleotides long. RefSeq names its product dedicator of cytokinesis 11 (gene DOCK11). Gene Ontology annotation, molecular function: guanyl-nucleotide exchange factor activity. The transcript has 55 exons. Gene Ontology annotation, biological process: positive regulation of GTPase activity; small GTPase-mediated signal transduction; positive regulation of filopodium assembly. Lineage: Eukaryota; Metazoa; Chordata; Aves; Columbiformes; Columbidae. The record is from RefSeq and is a predicted model, not a curated record. Bases 93 to 6419 code for a protein of 2108 amino acids.